ACUGGAACGCUGUCAGCGCUACCAGCCUUUGAGAAUUUGGGGAAUAAUCCUGACUUUAAAUAAGUGGAGAUGGUAUCUCGGGCCAGAGUUCCGGGUCAGCAGCGAGUGCCGUAGCCGAGCGCUGUGGCUGUGCAGCCGCCCGUCCUUGCCCGUGUCUCUGCUGCCGGCAGCUUUCGCUUUCGCGGGGCAAAGUCUCGGCCCGAGGCUCGGGACAUGGAGGGACGCGCGUUCCCGCCGGGCCCCGCCCGCGGCGGCCGAGGGACGCGGGGCCGAGGGACGCGGGGUCGGGGCCGGGCUGCGGAGCGGCUCCCCCGGGUCCCCCAUCCCGGGCCGGUUCCGACCCCGCGCCCCGCCGGGCCCGGCCCCGCGGCCGGGGAGGAGCGGCUGCUGCAGGCGCUGGGGGGGCUGAGCCUGGGCCCCCCGCGGGCCGGCGGGAGCCUGGUGCUGCUGCGGGGGCUGCCGGGCGCCGGCAAGAGCACCCUGGCCAGGCAGCUGAAACGUGACCACCCCAGUGCUGUAGUCCUUAGUACUGAUGACUUCUUUGUUGAAAAUGGUGUCUACAUCUUUGAGCCUGACUUCCUAGAAGAUGCACACAAGUGGAACCAGAAAAGAGCACACAAAGCAAUGAAGAAUGGGAAAAGCCCGGUUAUUAUUGAUAAUACCAACAUCCAUGCUUGGGAAAUGAAGCCGUAUGUGAUGAUGGCACGUGAAAAUAGGUAUGAAGUUACAUUCCAAGAGCCGGACACACCCUGGAAGUUCAAUGUUCAAGAACUAACAAGAAGAAAUAUUCAUCAUGUCCCCCGGGAAAAGAUACAACGGAUGAAAGAACAAUACGAGCACAAUGUUACCUUCCACAGUGUUCUCCGGUCUGAAAAACCAAGCAGGGAUGAAGGAAGCUACAGUGGAGCAAGUGCAGCUUGUGGCAGGGGUCCCCAUCCCACCCACCCUUCCGCCUUGCCAAGGAGGAGACCUGGCACGGCACGCACAAAUGUGACAUUUAACUGAAGAUGUGCAUUCCUUGGUGUUUCGAUUAUCAGGGUACAAGAGUCUCUAGUUUUACAUUUUUCUCUAAACUGUUUUUUAUUCUUGUGUUUUUCUACUACAUUUCUAAAUGACUUUUAUUUCUUACAAGCCUUUAAAAGGCAUGGGACUGUGAUCUCACAGCUCUACAGGACACUGUAAGAGCACUGUAUCCAGUACAAAUGUACUCUCUAACAUCCCUCUUCCUCCAGGAAAAUCCAUUGAGGCAGAUGUCAAAUGUACUGGAUCUAGCACAUGCCACAUUUUGGAUGUUUUUCUCUGCAUCACAGUCUGACACUAGCAAUAAACAUUCCUAACUUA
Molecule: messenger RNA, 1341 nt
Organism: Catharus ustulatus (Swainson's thrush)
Lineage: Eukaryota; Metazoa; Chordata; Aves; Passeriformes; Turdidae
Gene: N4BP2L1
Product: NEDD4 binding protein 2 like 1
Exons: 5
Coding region: 214-1005 (263 amino acids)
Source: RefSeq, a predicted model, not a curated record